Messenger RNA from Brassica oleracea var. oleracea, 1318 nucleotides. RefSeq lists its product as uncharacterized. Gene Ontology annotation, molecular function: RNA-DNA hybrid ribonuclease activity; nucleic acid binding. The transcript has 10 exons. The coding region runs from base 140 to 1192 and encodes 350 amino acids. NCBI's taxonomy places the organism in Eukaryota, Viridiplantae, Streptophyta, Magnoliopsida, Brassicales, Brassicaceae. The record is from RefSeq and is a predicted model, not a curated record.
CUCGUUUUGCUUGGUAAGAUGUUAUUUAACUAUUCGGAUUAGUUUCGCUCACUCAAUCCUGCUCUAGCUCAUGCAGUCUCUGUUUGAUUCUCCGAAAGCUCUCGUGGAAAUCUUGUGAUAUAACUACAAGUCUACGGUAAUGAACUGCCUAUCUCAUCAUGCGCGUUCUUACAUUUCCUUGGGGCUUCUCAAGAGAUCCAGCUAUGUCACUUCCAAGAUCCCCCCAUGGAACCAAUGCUUUUACAUGCCUUCAAAGCCCUGUUUAAACCCUGCAACUGUUGUCAGCCCACUCGGACUCUCCAGGGCUCAUUGUUAUUCCUCCAGAUCAAAGUCUGGUAAAUCGAAAAUGUUGACGGCUGUUUCUGUUGCUGAUAAAGAGAAAGAGAAAGAGAAAGACGCCUUCUUUGUUGUCCGGAAGGGUGACGUUAUUGGAAUCUACAAAGAUUUGAAUGAUUGCCAGGCUCAAGUUGGAUCCUCGGUGUUUGAUCCUCCGGUUAGUGUUUAUAAGGGAUACUCGUUGCCUAAAGACGCAGAGGAUUAUCUUUCUUCUGUUGGGAUGAAGAACCCUCUCUACUGUUUUGGAGCUUCUGACUUGAGAGAGGAUAUGUUUGGCUCUCUCACGCCUUGUCUUUUCCAGGAGCCAACUUCUUCCAAAGUUAAAGUAUCUGAAGAAGAGGAUAUCUCAGAGAUGAAGUCAAAAGAUAUGAAACAUGAUAUGCCUUCUGCUUCGGUUUUUGAUCAGCAGCUAAAACCAUCGGCUGUUACUUCAGAUGAAACUUGCUUUAUUGAGUUUGAUGGUGCAUCAAAGGGGAAUCCAGGUCUCUCUGGCGCAGCAGCUGUACUGAAAACUGAGGAUGGAAGCUUGAUAUGUAAAGUGCGUCAAGGAUUGGGAAUUGCCACAAACAAUGCAGCAGAGUAUCAUGGAUUAAUCCUAGGGUUGAAGCAUGCUAUUGAGAGAGGUUACAAGAAAAUUAAAGUGAAAGGUGACUCCAAGCUGAUAUGUAUGCAGAUUAAAGGUAAAUGGAAGGUAAACAACGAGGUAUUGUCGAAGCUGCACGAGGAAGCUAAACAACUAACCAACGAAUGUAUCUCUUUCGAGAUCAGUCAUGUACUAAGGAAUCUUAACUCUGCUGCAGAUGAACAAGCAAACUUGGCUGUCCGCCUUCCCGAAGGACAAGUUGAAGUGGCGUGAAGACUUUGUACUUAUUUUCCGUGAACGAAGAUAGAGUUUGGUUUGUAGCCUGAACAAAAAGCACAGCACCCCAAUCAAAAUCUGAAUAGUAGCCUGAACAAAAAGUAUUCAUUCAACAUGUCUUCA